Molecule: messenger RNA, 1663 nt
Organism: Carlito syrichta (Philippine tarsier)
Lineage: Eukaryota; Metazoa; Chordata; Mammalia; Primates; Tarsiidae
Gene: LGALS12
Product: galectin 12
Exons: 9
Coding region: 409-1353 (314 amino acids)
Biological process (GO): lymphatic endothelial cell migration; intrinsic apoptotic signaling pathway
Molecular function (GO): integrin binding; lactose binding
Source: RefSeq, a predicted model, not a curated record
CUUUGACCCAGUGAGGGCCAGAGCACCGGAAACCACAAACCCUUGCUGGCCCUAGAGGACCCAACCCCUGGCUUCUCUCUGUAAUGGCCAUGUGCUUCAGACCUGGAGAGGCUAGUGUGCUGGUUGGCUGCUGCCAGCUCCCCAUCCGUGGUCACAGAGUUUCUGCUGACAGCCCCAGUCCUGCCAGAGCUCUGCUGUGCACCACAGGGGUGGGGAUUGCUGUGGGUCCCAGGAGCUGGACCGUUGCCCUCCCAGGCCUUCUCCAAGUGGUAUUAGUACCCUGCAGGGAGCAGAUGUGACUAGCUGGGAGAGCUGUCCCAUGCACUCAGGACCCUAGGUGGGGAAAGUGAGUCAGUCAGGUGGGGUUAGGGCUUCUGGACCCAGAAUCUGCAGCCUGAGUUGGAGCUGAUGUCACCUGGAGAAAAACUGGACCCGAUUCCUGACAGCUUCAUCCUGCAGCCGCCUGUCUUCCAUCCGGUGGUUCCUUAUGUCACCACAAUUUUUGGUGGCCUGCACGCAGGCAAGAUGGUCAUGCUGCAGGGUGUGGUCCCUCUAGAUGCACACAGGUUUCAGGUGGACUUCCAGUGUGGCUGUAGCCUGUGCCCCCGGCCUGAUAUCGCCUUCCACUUCAACCCUCGCUUCCACACCACCAAGCCCCAUGUCAUCUGCAACACCCUGCACAGGGGACACUGGCAAAGGGAGGCCCGGUGGCCCCACCUGGCCCUGGAGCGAGGGGCCAGCUUCUUCAUCCUCUUUCUCUUUGGGAAUGAGGAGGUGAAGGUGAGUGUGAAUGGACAGCACUUUCUCCACUACGGCUACCGGCUCCCGCUGUCUCGUGUGGAUACCCUGGGCAUAUUUGGUGACAUUUUAGUGAAAGCUGUUGGAUUCCUGAACAUCAACCCCUUUGCGGAAGGCAGCAAAGAGUAUCCAGCUGGACACCCUUUCCUGCUGAUGAGCCCUAGGCUGGAGGUGCCCUGCUCACAUGCUCUUCCUCGAGGUCUCUGGCCUGGGCAGGUCAUCAUAGUGCGGGGGCUGGUCUUGCAAGAGCCGAAGGAUUUCACUCUGAGCUUGAGGGACAAGGCUGCCCAUGCUCCUGUGACACUCAGGGCUUCCUUCGCUGACAGAACUCUGGCCUGGACCGCUCCCUGGGGACGGAAGAAGCUGAUCGCAGCUCCCUUCCUCUUUUACCCCCAGCGAUUCUUUGAGGUGCUGCUCCUGUGCCAGGAGGGAGGGCUCAAGCUGGCACUCAAUGGGCAGGGACUCGGGGCUACCAGCCUGAGCCAGCAGGUCCUGGAGCAACUGCGGGAGCUCCGGAUCAGUGGAAGCGUCCAGCUCUACUGUGUCCACUACUGAGGAGGAAACCCCUGACCAAAGAAGGAGGGAGACGGCCAGCCUACACACAGGGCCCCGUGGUAUGGCUCCACUCUCCUCCCCUUACUAAACUGUCCACCUGUCACCACCACAUGAGGCCUAGUUCACUUUGGGGUCAGGAGCCUGAAUGUGCAGGCACCUUGGGCCCCACAGCAGAGGGAAGCCACAGGGUUGUGAAAGCUUCUCAGACUCUGCACCCUCCCUCCACUAGGAGCCAGGGUAUGGGUCCAUCUGCCUUCAGGGCCUAACCUGCACUCAUAGAGGCAGGUUUUAUAGCCUAACAAAGAUACCC